This is a messenger RNA of Brassica oleracea var. oleracea, 645 nucleotides long. Its product is annotated as glutathione S-transferase T3-like. NCBI's taxonomy places the organism in Eukaryota, Viridiplantae, Streptophyta, Magnoliopsida, Brassicales, Brassicaceae. The transcript is spliced from 2 exons. The coding region runs from base 1 to 645 and encodes 214 amino acids. The record is from RefSeq and is a predicted model, not a curated record.
AUGGAUUCUAAUCCGUAUAUGAAUCUAAAUUUUGUUGAUCUUCUUCAAAGUCAACAAGAUACUUCCGUAGGUGUAGAAUUUCCUUCUAUUCCUUUUCUUAGCACUCAAGCUACUGAGGGUAGAAACUUCGAACACAAGACUCCUUCAGAGCGUAAGGAACGAAGGACUUGGAGUCCAACCGAUGAUGUAGUGUUGAUCAGCUCGUGGUUAAACACGAGCAAAGAUCCACUUGUCGGGAAUGAGCAAAGGUCAGUAGCUUUCUGGAAGAGAGUAGCAGCGUAUUUUGAGGCUAGUCCUAAGGUUGGUGGCUGUGAAAAAAGAGAGUCAUCUCACUGCAAGCAGAGGUGGCAGAAGAUCAAUGACUUAGUGUCCAAGUUUGCUGGAGCAUAUGAGGCCGCAACCAGAGAGAAAAGAAGUGGGCAAAAUGAGAAUGAUGUUCUCAAACUUGCCCACGAAAUCUUCUUCACCAACCAUAACAAGAAGUUCACCCUUGAACAUGCUUGGAAGGAGUUGAGAAAUGACCAGAAGUGGUGUGCCCUUUACACGGCCAAAAAGUGUACAGCAGCUAUUCGUGUCUUGGCAUACGGUACUGCGGCUGAUCCGGUCGAUGAAUACCUACGUCUCGGUGAAUCAACAACUCAAUGA